Epithele typhae is the source of this 1584-nucleotide messenger RNA. RefSeq names its product general substrate transporter. The record is from RefSeq and is a predicted model, not a curated record. Gene Ontology annotation, molecular function: carbohydrate:proton symporter activity. NCBI's taxonomy places the organism in Eukaryota, Fungi, Basidiomycota, Agaricomycetes, Polyporales, Epitheliaceae. Gene Ontology annotation, cellular component: membrane. Bases 1 to 1584 code for a protein of 527 amino acids. The transcript has 11 exons. Gene Ontology annotation, biological process: transmembrane transport; carbohydrate transport.
AUGAGCAGCCAAGGCACCUUUCAAAACAUCCGCGUAUAUUGGCUCGCAUUCAUCGUCUACUGGGGCAUCGUCCUCUUUGGCUAUGAUACCGGCGUCGGCGGCGGGGUCAGAGUUGGGAUCGUCAACGAGCACGGCGACAAGGACACGGCCAAGUCGAACGCCAUCAGCUCCAAUGUCGUCUCCGUCCUCCAGGCCGGCGCGUUCUUCGGCGCGCUGGGCAGCGCACCCUCUGCGAUUGGAAGAAGAUGGUCGCUGCUCAUCUGGACGCUCGUCUUCUCCGUCGGUGCCAUCCUACAAACCAUAGCCGGAGGCUCGCGCGGCCUGGGGUACAUCUACGGCGGACGCGUGGUCGCUGGCUUGGGCAUAGGCGCGAUCUCCGCCGUCGCCCCCGCCUUCGUCUCCGAAUGCUCCCCCAAAGAGGUCCGCGGCCGCAUCACCGGGCUCUUCCAGAUCAUGGUCGCCAUCGGCGUCAUGCUCUCCUACUUCAUCAACCUCGGGAUCAGUCUGCACGUCAAGACCGGCUUCGCCGUCUGGCGCAUCCCCUUCGGCUUCCAGCUCGUCCCCGCGGGCAUCAUGGCCUUUGGUCUGCUCACCGUGCGCGAGUCCCCGCGCUGGCUCGCGUCCAAGGGACGCCUGGACGAGGCGAUCGCCAACCUGGCGUACCUCCGCCGCCGCCCCACGGACGCGCCCGAGGUGCGCUCCGAGAUGGCGGAAAUCGAGGCCGCGAUCACGGAGGAGAAGGAGGCGCGCGAGGGCCUUGGCACGCGCGAGGCGUUCCUGGGCAAGGGCAACUGGAUCCGGUUCGUGAUCGCGAUCGUCAUAUUCCUGCUGCAGCAGUGGAGCGGGCAGAACUCGGUGGGAUACUACGCUCCUCAGAUCUUCACCGCGAUCGGGUACACGGGGACGACGAACUCGCUGCUCGCGUCGGGGAUCUACGGCAUCGUGAAGGUCGUCGCCACCGCGCUCUUCGUCUUCUUCCUCGUCGACUCGCUGGGACGCAAGUUCUCCCUGUUCAUCUCUGGGAUGGGCAUGGGCAUCCUGUUCUUCAUCGUCGGUGCGCUCCUUAAGGAGUUUCCACCACCACAGAAGCCAACCGGCAACCCUCCGCCGGCGAGCAAGGCGAUGGCUGCGAUGCUGUAUCUCUACGUGUGCUUCUACUCCAUGGGAUGGGGUCCCCUUCCAUGGGUGUACGUCUCGGACAUCUUCCCGACGAGGACCCGGCACUACGGUCUCGCGACUGCCAGUGCUUCGCAGUGGCUCUUCAACUUCGUCGUCGCAAAGGUGACGCCAACGCUCGAGUCGGCGCUCGGCUACAAGCUCUUCCUCAUGUUCGCGACGAUCAACAUCGGCGGCAUGGCGGUCUUCUCCCUGUGCGCGACCUCCUCUUCCUGUUCCGUUGUCGUUCGUAUGCUGACGCGUGUAUCCAGGCUCAUUCCGGAGACGAAGGGCCGCAGUCUCGAAGAGAUGGACAUCAUCUUCGGUGCAGUGCAGGCAGACAAGCGCCGCGAGGAUAUCGCAGCGCAGGAGCGCGCGCUCGGCAACGACGUCCACGAUGCUGACGCAGGAUCAGACAUGAAGGUGUAG